AUGGAAAUAUUAUCUUCAUCUUGGUUUGACACAAGUUUAAUUGAUCAAGUUUGUUUUCAACAACUCAAACAAAUUCAAUGGAAAUAUUAUCUUCAUCUUGGUUUGACACAAGGUAUCUGGCAUGGUCAGAUGUCUAAAACAUCUGCUGAAAAGUAUUCCAUAUGCCAUACAUACGGAAGAUCGAAAUCUGUGAUUGAAGAACGUAUCAGAGUCAUCGAAAAACAUUUAAAACAAGCACAAGAUGCCAUUACACAGUUUGAAGAAAAGAUCUUAUCAGAAUGUGAACAAAAUCAUGAUUGUUUAAGUGUAUUGAAAGAAUUAAACACAAUUAUUUAUCAAUUAGUUCAAGAAAAACAACAAAUUGUAAAAGAUAAAUUCGAAUAUCAAAGAAAAAUGUUACUUUUCAAUGCAACUGACCAUCUGUUACUUAAAAAUUUCUUCGAUAUUGAACCAAACAAUAGACAUAUCACAUGGGCAAGGCAUAUAUGGAAAGCAACAAAAGACCAGUUGAUAAUAGAAGAAGAUAUUGCUUUGUUACAACAUCGUCCUAUAUCUACAACAUUAAAAUCAACAUCUCAUUUACUUCAUAAAAUCAUCAAUAAUAUUGACAAAAAUAUUCAAAAACUCAAUAUUCCAAUAACCGACUCAACAACCACUUAUGCUUCGUCGAACAACAAUGAAACACUAAUAACUUUGAAGAAAGAAAUUAUUCAACAAGCUAUCUUUAUCCAUCAGAAAGAACAUGAACAAAUCCAAACAACUAUACAAACCGAACAGAACAAGUUUUUCGUUGAAAAUACAUAUAUGGAAACAACAUCUGAAUAUCAGAAACGUGUGAACGAAGCUAUCGAACAACGUGGACAACAUAUGAUAGAACGCGAAAAUUAUACCAAACAAUUCCUUUUAUCAUCAUCAUUCAAUCUAACAGAUCAUCAACCAUCAACAAGCGAUUCUUAG
Messenger RNA from Adineta ricciae, 957 nucleotides. NCBI's taxonomy places the organism in Eukaryota, Metazoa, Rotifera, Eurotatoria, Adinetida, Adinetidae. The record is from the annotation of a GenBank genome assembly.